AAUGGAGAGGCGAUCAUCAUGUCUUCCCCCUUCGCACUGGCUGAGGCGCCGCUCAUCAUAACGCACGCUGUGUGUGAUGCGCUGCUCCGGUGACGCUGUGUGGCUGCAUCAGCGCGUGGCUGCAGCGCGACACUCCGCACACAGACGGCUCCGUUAGUAUCAGCACGGCUCCGGCGCUCGCUCCACCAUGGAAACUAAACCGGUCAUCACCUGCCUCAAAACCCUCCUCAUCGUCUACUCCUUCGUCUUCUGGAUAACAGGAGCCAUCCUGCUGGCGGUGGGAGUAUGGGGGAAGUUGAUGCUGGGCCCGUACAUCUCUCUGAUAGCCGACAACUCCACCAACGCCCCGUACGUCCUCAUUGGCACCGGGACCGUCAUCAUCGUUUUUGGCCUGUUCGGAUGCUUCGCCACCUGCAGAGGAAGCCCAUGGAUGCUGAAGCUGUAUGCCAUGUUUCUGUCGCUGGUCUUCCUUGCUGAGUUAGUGGCUGGGAUCUCUGGAUUCGUGUUUCGCCAUGAGAUAAAGGGAACCUUUCACAGGACAUACACCGACGCCGUCCUGAACUACAACGCAGAGGAUGAGGCGAGCCGCGCCGUUGAUAACCUGCAGCACAAGCUGCGCUGCUGUGGAGUUACUAACUACACCAGUUGGUUCGGCAGUGUGUAUUACCCAUCCAACGGCAUUCCUGCCAGCUGCUGCUUUAACUCCUCCGACUGCAACCCAGAAGACCUCCGCAAUGCAACCCUAGCCCCGAGCAAGGUUUUCCACCAGGGCUGCUAUGAGCUGGUCACUUCAUUCAUGGAAACCAACAUGGCCAUCAUUGCCGGAGUGACGUUUGGGAUUGCUUUCUCACAGCUGAUUGGCAUGUUGCUGGCCUGCUGUCUGUCCAGGAUCAUCACAGCCAAUCAGUAUGAGAUGGUCUAGCUGAUGUGACGUGGCAGGGAGAUGCAGAGAAGAAGAGACAAAGAGCCUUGACAUAAGACAAGAGUAAAUUCCCGAAAACAUUAUCACAUGUCUGUUUUGGAAUUUACCUCCCUCCGUCUCUCUGCCUGUGAUCUUUAUGUAAUAUCUUAAUGUAUCUUAUUGUAAAGCACCAUUCCUUGACUCACUGCUGUUGCAUCAAAUCGCUCUAUAUCACACAUCACACUGCUGCUUGAUGUAGAUGUCGCUCAUUAGCACGUAUCUCGGAUCAGUGCGGUCCUACGACCCACGACGAGCAGGUACACCGGGGUAGUCGGAGUUGACAGCGGUGUUGGUCUCAGAUAGGCGAUUGGGUGCAACUUGGCUUCUCAGUUGGUUGCAGCAUGCUUCACCGACCGUCAUCAGAGGACCACUGCACAUCUUUGUACAGAAUGACAUUACUAAAGCUUGAAAGUAAUACUUUAAUAGAUAGGUUUAGUUUUGCAUUUGACUUUGCUAUCGCUCACCAUUGUAUAUUCCUAUGGUUGUUACAUUUUGUGAACUGAUUUCGUGCACUGAGGACGAUGUUUUAAGUUUAUACGAAAAACAAGGAAACUGACAAAGGAAAAAGGGAGAACUGUUUGAGUAUUUUUACCUGUAGACGAGACCCGUCAUUUUUUUGACCCGAUAUUUUCACUUGAUAGCAAAUUAUGAGAUACGUUACAUGCUAAAAUUGUAAUUCAGUAUCAGCUGAAGCUUUAAUCUGGAAUUAAAUACACAACAACCUUUUUCAAACUCCCCCAGUAAUUUGAAUAAUGUUAAAUAAUGCUCCUCUGCCUAAUUUACAGCCAGUUACAAUGAUGCUUAAAGAAACUCAGUUGGUUUUGGGUUUAAAAGAAAUAUACUCAUCAACCAAAACAAAGAAUUAAGCUUUAGACCGAAGGCCUGGUCACACCAGAUGCGUCAUCUUGAUUGCUAACAGGACAACAACAGUUCAUUUAAGAGACAGAAUUAAGAGUAUCUUGUCUCAUAGCUGUCUAAAAGCCAUCCCCUUGUAGUUUAACAGUGGUGGUUAAAGGUCCAAUUUGUAGGAUUUAGGGGCAGCUAUUGGCAGAAAUGCAAUAUGAUAUUCAUAAUUAAGUUUCCAUUGGGUUAUAACCACAUGAAGAAUUGUUUAUGUUUUCAUUGCCUUACAGUGAGCCUUUCAUAUCAACACAGUGUGGGUCCUUGUGCACACAUGUUGCACAGCCAUGUUUCUCCAGUUGCCCAGAAAUCACAAACCAAACACUGACUCUAUAGGGGACCUUUCAAGAGUAGAGGGGUACUCAGUUGGUUGCAAUCCACAAUCUAGAUAGCACUAAAUCCUACACACUGGUCCUUUAAAUCAAAGUGGAUGAUGCAAGACAGCUAAUAUGCUGCAGUAGCUCACCCAGUAGUCCGUCGGUUCUGUUAAUACAUGCAUCCAUGUUGAGAUUGAUUCUAUACGUCACUGGUGCAAAUUCACCACACAACAUUGAACGUGACGUUGAAAAUUUGCACAGAUUUACUCUAAUAUUUAGUCUCCACUAGUGAAUCCACUCACUACAGAGCUUUCAUUCGAAAUGAUUAAUUUUGCCACAAAAAGUAGCACCAUUAAAAAUCAGGCCUAUCACAUUGAGUUAUGUUUAAAGUCUGUAAGGCAGCUGUCUCUCUAGCUGUUAAGGCAGCCACACUUGAAGGCAAGGUGAAAGCCUUGCUGUCAUGUUAGAGAGAGCUGUAGGGAAGCCCAUCUCUGCCCAUUAGAGAAGAAAAUAUAGAUGAAAAAAUGUUCCCUUGGUAAGUCAUAAGUAUGAGAUAAAGCAGUCAAAAUGAUUAGAGAAAAGUAAUAAAUAUGAGGUUAAAAGUCAAAAUUGUGACGUUUUAUUUCAUGAUUAUGACUGACAAUGGGAAUGUUUUUUUUAAUCAAGGCUAAGUUUUCAUUCGCUUUUUUCUUUAACCGACAGAAAUGGGCUUUCAUAGAUGGUAAAGAACACUGAUGUGAUAGGGGAAGCUGCGUGAAGAACGACGAUGAGAGAUUUAGGUUUAAAUCCUGCCAAUUUGUCACACGUCCACGCACCAGGUCAGCCUGAAGAACUGACUCAAUUCUAACAUGUCCGCAUAUAAAUAUGCUUUUAAGACCAAGCUAAACGGGUGAAAAUCACAUUUUGCUGAGCUCUUUUGGUUAAGUGUCUCACCUGCAGUGACGUAGAGGUGUGCCUGAUGUGACUGCAGGUGCAACAAAACCAGGAUCCUGGUUGUUGGCAUGCCUUUCAACCCCAAGAGGACAAAGAAAUACUGAUUUCACCCUGUGAGGGUCGCAAAUAGUUUUCCUCUGGUGGAAUAGAUUGCCAGCCGUGUGUUACAGUGAGAGAACGCCAACGUUAGAGAUACGCAGGACUCCAACAGUGUUCAUCUAGUAUUUACAGCCUUCUAUGUAGUGCAUACACAUGCUUUCCUCAUCAUCAUCAUCUGUAGAUAUUUACUGGAAAUGUAAUUUAUAUGAUGUAAUGUUUCUCAUCCUAAUAUGCUAAUCAGUAUAAAUGUCGUGUCACGGUUUUGAUUCCGCACUCUGUGCUGUUGAUCUGUAUUUGUUUGAUAGUUUAUAGGAAAAUCGCACUGAGAAAAAAUAAUUGUGGCCAAUGUUUUGUUGAGAGUGACGUGCACCCGUUUCAAUUUAGCUGUAUUUUUAUUACGGUUUGGUUGGCAUUACGUUUACAGUUUCACCAAGUGAUUUCCUGUCUCUCUUUCGGUAUGUGUGUGGGUGUGUGCUAUUUAGUUCUUUAUUUUCAUUUGCCUCUUCAACCACAAGUGUGUGUUCUCUUUGAAUGACAUGGUGUGUGUGUGUGUGUGUGUGUGAGAGCGAGAGAGAGAGAGAGCAUCUAAAUUUUGUGAAUCCUGUUGUAUUCACUUUUGGUCAGUACUUGGUUGUGGCUUUUCAAACCCUUAUUGCUUUUUAAAGCUGUACAUUUAUUUAGUGAAUGUAUGUUUUCCAACACUCUGAAACUAAUUCUUCCUAUCCCCCCCAAACUGAUACUGUCCUGUAAAUACUAAAUUGUAAUACCAUCCUGCUUACACAUGGGGUCACCAGACACUCAAGAACAACUGCACCCUGCUGUCUACUAUUGACAAAGUCACCAUCAGUGGUCUUAUUAUCAAUAAAUAUACAGAAUAACACGUU
Molecule: messenger RNA, 4094 nt
Organism: Acanthopagrus latus (yellowfin seabream)
Lineage: Eukaryota; Metazoa; Chordata; Actinopteri; Spariformes; Sparidae
Gene: tspan7
Product: tetraspanin 7b
Exons: 8
Coding region: 188-922 (244 amino acids)
Cellular component (GO): membrane
Source: RefSeq, a predicted model, not a curated record